AUGGCAUCUCCGCAGAAGAUUCGAACGGAACUCACCGAUCUCUUCGGUAUCAAACACCCCAUCCUGCUGGCCGGCAUGAACGUUGCCGCAGGCCCAAAGCUGGCAGCCGCGGUAACAAAUGCUGGCGGCCUCGGCGUCAUCGGUGGAAUGAGCUACUCGCCAGAUAUGUUGAAGGACCAGAUUGAAGAAAUGAAGAAGGAUCUGAAGGACAAGAACGCUCCCUUUGGUAUCGAUCUGUUGCUUCCUCAGGUUGGAGGCAAUGCUCGAAAGACGAACUAUGAUUAUACAAAGGGAAAGCUCAAUGCCUUGGUCGACGUCAUCAUUGAGUCUGGGGCCAAGCUAUUCGUUUCGGCUGUCGGCGUCCCGCCAAAGGCAGUUGUCGACAAGCUGCACAAGCACGGUAUCUUCUAUAUGAAUAUGGUUGGCCACCCAAAGCACGUCCAGAAGUGUCUCGACAUUGGUUGCGACAUCAUUUGUGCACAGGGUGGCGAGGGUGGUGGUCACACCGGAGAUGUCCCCACCACCGUUUUGAUCCCGGCUUGUGUGGAGGCUUGCAAGAACUCCAAGAGUCCGUUGACUGGCAGGCCGGUCCAAGUUGUUGCCGCUGGCGGCAUCCACAACGGCAACAUGCUUGCUGCUUCCCUCAUGAUGGGUGCCAGCGCCGUGUGGGUGGGUACCAGAUUUAUCCUGGCUGAUGAGGCUGGUGCACCUGAGGCGCACAAGGAGUCCGUCAGGACUGCGAGCUUCAAUGAUACAAUCCGCACCCUGAUCUUCACUGGACGGCCGCUGCGAGUGCGAACCAACCCAUACAUUGAGAACUGGGAGAACGAGCGCCGGGAUGAGAUUAAGGAGCUUACUUCCAAGGGAAUACUGCCUUACGAGUCUGAUCUCGAGAAGGUCAUGAAUGGCAACGGUGACAAGAUUCCAGGAACGGAGUCGGCCAAGGUCAGUGAAGAUGACGAUGUCGACGAUAUGUUGGAGCAGUUCCGUCCUUUCCUCAUGGGCAAGUGCGCUGCGCUCGUCAACGAACAGAAGCCCGCUCAGGCGAUUGUUGACGAGUUCAUUAACGAUGCAUCUGCAUCAUUGAAGAAGGGUUCGCAGAUGGUCGCGAAGCUAUGA
Molecule: messenger RNA, 1119 nt
Organism: Neoarthrinium moseri
Lineage: Eukaryota; Fungi; Ascomycota; Sordariomycetes; Amphisphaeriales; Apiosporaceae
Exons: 3
Coding region: 1-1119 (372 amino acids)
Molecular function (GO): nitronate monooxygenase activity
Source: RefSeq, a predicted model, not a curated record